AUGACAGACGACAAAAAAAAGAAACUUGACAAAUUCGAUGAUGAUGGGAAACAAGAUUCAACUUAUAGCAAAGUAACCGAAGAAGGGUUUAAAGCAGCCAGUAAAGUUUUAGGGAAUAUUCCGAUUCUUGGUUCAGCUUUCGGCUUUCUUUCUUUUGCUGCUGACCGAGCCAAGGACGCAAGAAUACAAUCGCAAAUUUCUGGCUUGGCUACCAGUAUUGGAGACCUGAGAGAUGGCUUAGAUGGAUUAAACGCUGAAAUGGAAGCCCAAGGAAACCGAUUAGGUAAACAUAUCGACGGUGUCAAAUCCGAACUCCAAGGAGCUAUCAAGCAACAAGGGGAAAAAUUUGACAAGGAAAUCAAAAACUUAGACGCCAAAAUAGGUCAAGCCACCGGCCAAAUGAAAAAGGACUUGGAAAAAGAACGCGAAGAACGAAAAAACGCCAUGGCUCAGCAAAAACAAGAAUUAGAAAGCCAAAUCCGCGAAGUCACCAAACAACUCACCCGAGCCCAAGAAAAAUUACAAGAAGAACUGCAAGACUUUAAAAACGAAGUCAACGAACGCUUCGAACAACAAGAAAAGAAAAUCCUGGAAAACAAGCGUAAAAUCGAGGAGGAAAAACGCCAACGAGAAGCGGAAAUCAAAGAAGUAAAAGACAAAAUAAAAAUUACUACUACUAACCUAGAAAACUUACGGCAAGAAAAGGAAGAACUCUCGGACAACUUCGAUAAAUACAAAAGCCAAAUUAACCAACAAACCGCUGAAACUCAACAGGCUUUCGAAGAUACCCAAGCCGAAUAUCAACGCAAAACUGCUAUCUUAGAAGAACAAAUUAAAGAUAAUGAGGAAAUAAUUGAGGAAUUUCAAGAAGAUUUAACCAACACCAAAAACGAGCAAAAAAAACAGAAUAUCCAAAUCUCGGAAAUCACCGAGGACUUACAAGAAACUAAUGACCUUCUUCACGCUCAACAACGUAAAUUAAACUUAGUUGCCGAACAAAUGGAAGAUAUCCAAGAAGAAGUUCACUUAAAAAUGGAGCAUCUCUCGCAAAAAUUAGAUGAGCGAACCCAACAAACUUUAAAUGUCGCCCAAGAUGCUACUAAAAAAGUUGAUAAACUAACUAAGGAAGUCCAGAAUAUUCAUAAAGAAAUGGCUAAUUUAGAAGAGCAAAUUCAACAAAACAAAGAAGACACCGAACAAGCCAAAAAAGAAGCCAAACUUGCUAAUGAACGAUUGGAUAAUUUAAUUAAAUCCCAACAACUAACUGAUUACUCCGCCCAAGAAUCUAAAAUAGAUAAAAUCCAAAAAUCCUUAGAACUAAAAGCCGAAGAAGCCAAGUUAUUAGCCACUUUAAAUCUCUUAAAAGAAACUAAAAACUUAAUUCGCUUAGAAGAAGUUAAUAAAGUCCAAGCCCAAGUUUUACAACAACUCCAAACUAUCCAAGCUGAAAUUAACCAAGAACUAACCCAAGCCGAAGAACAACCGAUUAUUACUAAAACUAAACCCUCAGCCUCUUACCAAUUUAAAGUUAUUUCGGCUCAAAGUAAAGUCCAAUUAAAAGAAAAAAGAUUACAACAGCAAAAACGGGAAGAACUGGAAGCUCGAACUCGGCAAAAAAAUGCCGAAUAUCAAGCCCAACAAGAACCGACUCCCACUAAGAAAAAAGCCGCUCAAUUAGCCGAAAAACAAUUCGAACAAGCCCAAGCUGACACUAAACAAGCCGAGCAAGACUUAGACCAAGCCCAAGCCGAAUUAACCACCUUAGAACGCGACCAGGAAUUUGAAGAAGAAUUGGAGCAAGCGGAAGACCAAAUUGCCGAAGACCACAAAGAACAGUUAGAAGAACAAUGA
This is a messenger RNA of Entrophospora sp. SA101, 1851 nucleotides long. The record is from the annotation of a GenBank genome assembly. NCBI's taxonomy places the organism in Eukaryota, Fungi, Glomeromycota, Glomeromycetes, Entrophosporales, Entrophosporaceae.